Messenger RNA from Symbiodinium pilosum, 1830 nucleotides. The record is from the annotation of a GenBank genome assembly. Lineage: Eukaryota; Dinophyceae; Suessiales; Symbiodiniaceae.
AUGACAGAGCUUUCAAGUGAGCCAUGGAGCUUUUGUGGUGUACGAACCUGUGAUGACCACGGCGACAUCAAGACCUGCGAAGUGUUCAACGAUCUGAAUGGAGCUGUCGAGGUGAACUGGGGUUCGCUAGACUGGCAAGUUCUCUACCCGGGCUCCAUACACAAAUUUGCUGUCGGCCUGCACAUGAAGGUUUUAGUGCGACUGCGUGACGAUCCUGGAGUGUUUGGGAGCUGCGCUGUCGACGCUAGUGGAAGCUUGCUACUGUCGCAGGAUUUCGGUGACUUCUCUCUGGCAUCUGUGAAACUGAUCCAAAAUGAAAGAAAAGCAGCAGAAGAGGAAUCCCGUUUAAGAAAGGCACGGCAGCAUGCAAUCAGCAAGCAGCUGUAUGAGGAAGUGAAUCGAACAACCCUCAGGAGGCAAAGAAACGUUCUCAUAUGCACAGACGUCACUAUCUCAGUCUUUCUGAGUCUGGUCAUCUUCUUCACGGCGGCUACCCAAAAUGGGCUGCUGACGUUCGAUCACCAUGACCGCCUCCAGGCUGUGGUCUUCGCCGCUGCCCUCGUGGUGCUCUGGUGCUGCGCCAUGGGGGGAGUUAGCGUGCUGCAGGCUGCCGUCGACGACAACACCGCAUCGCAGCUCCAGGCUUCAGUUCGCGCUGCACGGCCCGAGUUUGGGAGCUACCAGGAGCGCGGCGCUGCUGUUUUCGACAGCGAGGAAGAUGGCAAUGAGGACUGGCGAAAGUGGCUUUUUGUCUGCUGCUUCUUCAGCAUUCCGACUCUGUGCUUCAUCUGCGCCGUUCUUGUGACCAUCUACUUCAGCGCCAAUGGCCACAGCUGGGGCAUUGCCACCAUCUGGACUCUGCCGGUCAUCAUGACGUAUUAUAUGUGCUGCCUCUUUUGCCGCUUAUGGAUUAUGGGGAUUAAGCGUCGGGCAAAUAUUGUUGGAAAAGGUUGUCUGGUUUUCUUCCGUUGGCCAUUGAUGAUUCUCAAUGCCCUUGCAAAGUGCACUCGUGGCUCUGGCUCUGUCCCAGCAGUCUCUUCCCUGCUUCAGCCUCCGAAGAAGGAGUUGAACCAACCGGUUUUGCAAACGAACCAGAGGACCAUAGUCUUUGAGGGUAAUGUCCUCCCAAACCGUCACGCACUUUCUUCCUGGCCGGGCAAAUACGAGUCUGCCUGGGACUCCCUGGUGGCCGGGGCUCGAAAGCAUGAGAUCAGUGCUGCAGUGGUGUUUCUGCCAGAGGGCUUAGCACACUAUGGGCUGCAUGAUCCCAUUCCCACCACGGAUGACUUGUGCGACUUGGCAGGUGAAUGCUGGUGUGUGCCCCUCUACGGUGAACCCAAACCCUGGGGUUGCCGAUGGUGGUCCCAUUGGAUCGCCAACAUAGAGCAGGCAGUCCAGCUGGGGGCCACCCUUGAGGUCUACUUUUUCAAUGGUAAGAAAGGCCAAGGGAAAGUUGCAGACUUUACAGCAGCUGGCGCAGAGCAUCUUCGAAGGGAAAGGGUCUUCAGCCAGAAAAUAGACUUUGAGAAGUCACAAGGUUUCCUCAAUGCGCUAGAUGAUGGCCUGGAUCACCUCUCGAAGGACAAAGGCCCAGAUGGCUCAUCCCCCUUUUCUCGAGAGGUGUAUCGGCUCUUCUUGGCCUGGCUGCCGGAACACGAGCGCCAGUUUCUGGAGCACUCGGAGGGUUUAGGAAAUUCACAGAAGGCGGAGGUCGCCUGGCUGGAGCGGAAAGGCUACAGCUACAUGGAGAAGGGAGUCACUGAACUUUCAGCCUCGUCGCCCAAGGCGACAGGCCAAGAGAAUAACUGCUCUCCUUCCGCCUGUCCCUAA